Molecule: messenger RNA, 2223 nt
Organism: Chelmon rostratus (copperband butterflyfish)
Lineage: Eukaryota; Metazoa; Chordata; Actinopteri; Chaetodontiformes; Chaetodontidae
Gene: wbp2nl
Product: WBP2 N-terminal like
Exons: 8
Coding region: 78-923 (281 amino acids)
Biological process (GO): positive regulation of DNA-templated transcription
Cellular component (GO): nucleus
Molecular function (GO): chromatin DNA binding; transcription coactivator activity
Source: RefSeq, a predicted model, not a curated record
CGUCGGUGACGUUUCUGGGGCAUCCCCGACGGGCUGACAGACAUUAGCAUCAGGGGAGCCGAAGACGUGUUUCAAACAUGGCUUUGAAUCGGAAUCAUUCGCAAAACGGCGGGGUUUUGAUAAACAACGGAGAAAGUAUUUUAAGGGAAUGUAAGAACGUGGAGCUGUCAUUCAGCGAUGUCACCUGCAAGACAGACCUGCUGAGGGGGACCAAGAAGGGCACGGUGUACCUCACACCAUACAGGUUGCUGUUUGUGUCCAGUAAUACCAAGGAUUGCCUGGGCUCAGCCAUGUUCCCCUAUUAUCUGAUGAAGGGCUGCAGCAUAGAGCAGCCAGUCUUUGCAGCCAAUUACAUUAAAGGGACAGUGUCAGCUGAGGCUGGUGGUGGCUGGGAAGGCCAGGCCCAUUUCAAGAUGUCAUUCCCAAGUGGAGGCGCCAUAGAGCUGGGACAGCAUCUCUUCAAACUGGCUACAAAUGCUUCUCGUGCUGCUCCUGCCCAAAACGGUGCUGCCUCUUACGGCUAUCCUUCACCUGGAAUGAUGAAUGGCUAUGGCCCACCUCCACCUGCUCCUCCGGGCUAUCCUUACCCACCCCCUCCCCAGCAGAAUGGCUUCUACCAGGGCCCUCCCCCUGCUGCUGCCAACAUGGGCUACCCCUGUCCAACAGCCAAUGCAGGAAUGUACCCAUCUGGUUUUGACUACAUGGCCCCACCUCCUCCCUACCCUGGGCCACCCCAAAAUUGGGCUGCACCCCCCCAGAACUGGACAGCAACAGCACCACCACCUGCAGGUAACUCCAAAGCGGCUGAGGCAGCAGGCAGCGCGUAUUACAAUCCCAGCAACCCACACAAUGUCUACAUGCCCAUGGAGCGACCUCCACCAUAUGCACCUUAUCCAAACUCUCCUGACAAGAAACACAACUAAGGCUCAGGCACCAUCACUUCAAUCACUCUCCCCUCUCUCUUCCUCUGUAUCUUAAAUAAAUUCGAAAGUAAGGACUAUUGUUGGUGGAUACCUACGUGACUGUAGAAUACAGAAUAGAAAUUGCAAGUAAUAGAGGGCUCUAGGAUAUCAGUAAUAAUUAAACAAUUAAUGAAUAAUAUUUUGGAUACUGGAAUAACUUAUAAAGCAAUCACAUCUUUAAAUAUUGCUUUCCUUUUUACUUAAGUUCAUUUGGAGUGAUUGACAAUUCUGAGACUCGUAAUUAUAAACAAUCUCAGCGAUGGCAUUUAUUUUGUUCUGUCUAAUAGCACGUUGUUAAGAGCUGAAAGGAGGAGGCAUGUGGGGAAUGUACUUUUUUCAGACAGAUUUAUCACCAAAACAUUUUUAGCAAUUUCUUGAUUGCAGUUGUUGUAGUUAUUAACAAUAGCAGCUCCUGAUAUAAAAGGUAAAGUAUUUUUGCAGUAUCAUUGAAGGUGCUGUGUGUUUCCUAUCCAGUAGUUUUGAGUUGUUGUCCAUGUACUCCACCAGAACUGGGUUGAAUAGUGUCUAGUAACAUGAUAUCUGACUGAUUCUCACACUAGGAUGAAAAGUUAUAGUUUCCAUUAUAUAUAACCCGCAUAUUUGGGUGUUCUUGUACAACUUCAGUUGCAUUACAUUACAGUCUAAGUAAUUCCAUUCAUUGUAUGACCCGAAUCUCAGUCAUAGUUUAAUAUAUGUAAUGGAGGUUUUUGUUAUGAAAAGGAGCAGUGUGUUGUUUGAAAAGGGGGGAUCAGACAGCGUUCUUACAUAACAAGUCUAUGUAUGUGCAAUAUUUCAACCUCACAUUACAGGGUCAUAGGUGACAGGCUGGGGUUACCUGAAUGACCCUGUGCUCUACUCCUAGCUUCUAUUGUAUUCAUGUAUGCAAAGCCAAGCUGAAACCAGAACUCUACUCUUUGUGGAAUUACACUAGUGUGGGGUUACAGGGCCAAGGCGUUACAUUAAGGGCCCAUCAGUGUUUUGCCUGUUGUUGAACUUCUGAAUGAAAAGCAUUUAUUCCAGAUUAAAGUGGAGUGAGGCGCCAACAAGCCGUGUAACUGCAACCCCCUCAUUGUGCAUCAGUUAACACCUGUUUGAAGGAGUAUUUGCACACAGUUGCGCUGGAUAGAGGAUUUUUGGGGGUUGUUUUAGUUUGCUUGAAUUAAUCAAAUGUCUGUAUUUUAAUAUCUCUUUUGCAGUUCUUAUUCCUCUUGCUGAAGUUUUUUCUGUCAAUUAAAAUCUAAUAAAUGAGUCAAUUAGUGAA